This is a messenger RNA of Meloidogyne enterolobii, 1377 nucleotides long. The record is from the annotation of a GenBank genome assembly. NCBI's taxonomy places the organism in Eukaryota, Metazoa, Nematoda, Chromadorea, Rhabditida, Meloidogynidae.
AUGAGUAGUUUCUUCAAAGAAGUGACUGAUCUUGAAUUACUUUAUAAUCCAAAAUCUGAAGAUUCUCUCAAAUUUGGAGUUUCUGCUUUGCCUGGAUAUUUACCCAAUUCUUUAAUUUACACAAUAUUUUAUUUACUUGCUCUCCCUCCAAAUAUUUGCCUUUUAUAUAUGGGGCUAAGAACUGAUUUGAUUACUUCGAGAGUUAAAUUUCCAACUUUAGGAAUGACUUUGGCUAAUCUUUUUGGCCUUGUUGGGUUUUUAACACUCAAUUUUGUUUAUUUAUAUGCUGUUAUAACAGAGACUCGUCUCUCUCUCUUUAUUUGUAGCUUUGUCAGAACUGUUUUAUACAAUACUUCUUAUGUUUGCUAUUUUUUAUUUCCUUUAUUAGCAGUCGACCAAUAUUUAUUUAUUUGUCAAAAUGUUGAAUUAAAGAUUAGUUGGUUAAAGAGGAUUGUGGGUAUUUGUUUUGCUAUACCUAUGGCUGUAGCUAUUUAUGAUUUAUUUUUACAAGAUGUUAUUUUAUAUGAUUAUAUGUUUAAAUAUAUUAGAAUGUCUUUAUAUACAAAUAUGUUUUUCUUUCUUGUAUUAGCCCCAAGUUUCUUUGCCUUUUCCUUUAUUUGCAAUAUUCUCGUUCUUCUCUCAAUUAUUCAAAGACAAUCAAAAACCUCUAGAAAACAAUGUGGACGUUCCCUAAAUCCCCGCCAACUCCAACAACACAAAAGCAUAAUUUAUACUUACAUUUUACAAGCAUUUUUGCCGUUGGCACUUGCAACGCCUUAUUAUAUUGCUUAUUUACCCCCGUUUUGCAAAUUGUGUCAAGAAAUAAUAAAAAUUUUUCUACAAUACAUCCUUUGCAGAGGUGGGUCGGAAUUCCGAUUUUCGACGGUUUUUCCUCCCGAUUUCCGAAAAAAUUUUUAUUUCUGCCUUUUGAGCCAGUUCCGUUUUACGGCUUUUCCUACACCUCUGGCUGUUCCGACCUACCUACACAUUAUCUCUUGGUACACAGAAAAGGGUGAUUGGUAUGUACGAGGUCUUUGUUUAAUGUAUGACGUAGAUAUACCUUUAGUUUGGUUUAUUGUUGGAGAAGGAAUUAUUUCUUUACAUCCAUUAAGCAAUGCAUUAAUCACACUUAUUCUUUUGCGACCCUAUAGAGAAGCAUUUAAAAAAUUAAUUAGAAGAGGAUUUAAACAAAAAAGCCAUCCAAAUUGGCCCUCAAAAAUUCAAAGAUUAUUAUCAGCACCCCCAGAAAUUAAUACAGACACUGAAGGGGAAAAUAAUAACAAAAAACUUUUCUACAAAACAGCAAUUGUUACAAAUAAGGAUGGAGAAGAACCCUUUUGUGCUACCUACAAUAAUGUUACCGCUGUAUCUCUUUAA